UUCUAAGCCACACCUGUUACCACUCCCAUUUUUCUGGGUGGUACCCUCCAUCUACAUCCUUUCCCUCAAUACCAAUGCAACCACCCUACCUGAUUAGCUGUCUCACUGGCCCUGGUACUAUCUUACUUAAUCCCAGAAACAGCUUUAUGGAAAGAAUGCUGCUAGAGCAUUUUGACUUUGGGGGAAUCUGAGGCACGAGGAAAGGCUCAGAAAUACACCCAGCUCCCUGUGGCCACUAAGGGCUGGGAUCUGAACCACCUGUAAAUUCUUAACAGCCCUUGUAGUCUUGAAAGCUGUGGGGUACAGGGGGGGCAUCUCCCUCUUCCCCCAUAGGUGAGCAAAGAUGCAAGCUGGUUUAAGCAUAUCCAUCAGGGCAGAGUGGACCUUGGCCUCUGAUCCUGGGGUGCUCAGCGAAUAAAAACUGGGGCUGUGUCUCCAGCUCACCCCGAAAGAGUUAAUCUCCAGGGACAACCUUGGGUUUCUCCCAGACUGGAGGCCUGUGCCCAGUUCUGCAUCUGCCAAUGGUGGGAAGAAGUCCUGGGAUGUGUAGUCUGUGCCCCCGCCCACCCCCUGCCUGCCUGUUUGUCAGCCUCGCCUGGAAGACUACACUUCCCAGAAACCUAGAGCUGGUCUCCAGUGAGUGGCCCUCCAGCCUGGCCUAGGGCAUGCCCCAAUUCACCUUUGCCUGCUUCUGUGGCCUCCAUGGCUUCUGCAAGAUGAAGAGGAAGAAGGAGGAAGUUCACAGAGAGCGGGAAACUGCCGUGUGAGCAGAGCCUGGGCUUCUCCAGGCCCAUGGGCGCCCCCUUCUGGCUGGGAGUCUCCAUUCUGCCCUCUGCUCAGCCUGACUCUGAGGGCCUCUCACCCAACCUGCCUGCCCUUUGGCUUCUGGUCCUUCCUGGACAGAAGUCCCCAACCCCAUGGGCAGCUGGGAACUGAUUUUGCCUUCCAGAGAUGGGGCUCAGGAAUAAGACUUCUUCCCUGCCCUGAGGGAUGUGCUGCCUUGGGCUAGAACUGCUGUCUGGGGAUCCUGGGGAGGCCUUGCAACUAGAUGUGCCAGAUUGGGGUCUCUAGGGAAUUUGAGACUGUGGGAGAUGGUGGACCUAGGCCUGAGGGGGAUGAUGGACCUGAGUGGGGACACUGAGGGAGGCCCAACAGCUACCCUCAGCUGUUGGGGGGGGGUGUCUGCUCUAUGUCCUCCCCUUCACCCCUCCUCCCUUCUCAAAAAGUAACUGGCUCUUGACCCUUCCACCAGGCCUCUGGCAGCAGCGCAGAGGUGGAAGCCUGUUUCCUUCCUCAGGGACUGCCUUCCAGGGUCACUGAGGGGCCUGUUUCCAGGACUAAGCCAUGUCCUCCCUUUCUGCCCUGGACUCCUCAACUCACCCUCCUGCCUCUUCUCUUCUCAGACCCAUAGUGGGGGAAAUGCUUGCAUGCAGUGCCUUUAGGGAGUACUCGGGAAGAGGUCCCUCCAGAAGUUUCCUCUUGAUUGAUGGGGCACACCGCCAUCGACCUUCCUGAGCUCUGUCUCUGCCCACCCCUAGCCAAUUUCCAAGAGGUAGGAAGCAAAUGCAGAGUCACCUCCUUUCUCUACUCCCAUAUGGUAUCACUGAGCCUUUGUGGUUGUGCUUGAGCUGAAGGGUCGGGCACACAAUGAUGCCAGUGGUCAACACACUUCAGAUGAGUCUUCCUUUAGCAAGUCCGCCU
This is a messenger RNA of Erinaceus europaeus (western European hedgehog), 1701 nucleotides long. It is a transcript of the gene BLACAT1, whose product is annotated as BLACAT1 overlapping LEMD1 locus. NCBI's taxonomy places the organism in Eukaryota, Metazoa, Chordata, Mammalia, Eulipotyphla, Erinaceidae. The transcript has 2 exons. The record is from RefSeq and is a predicted model, not a curated record. Bases 666 to 767 code for a protein of 33 amino acids.